Messenger RNA from Aspergillus luchuensis, 1206 nucleotides. RefSeq names its product lactonase family protein. The record is from RefSeq and is a predicted model, not a curated record. NCBI's taxonomy places the organism in Eukaryota, Fungi, Ascomycota, Eurotiomycetes, Eurotiales, Aspergillaceae. Bases 1 to 1206 code for a protein of 401 amino acids. The transcript has 2 exons. Gene Ontology annotation, molecular function: protein binding; 6-phosphogluconolactonase activity.
AUGGGUCGACAACUUACUCUCAGUUGGCUGGCAACAUGUCUGUCUCUGGCGACAGCAACCAACCUCUACGCUACCCACUAUGACGGGUCCGUCUACAGCCUCUCCCUUCAGGACAGCGACGGCACCUACUCCCUGUCCAUCGCCUCCUCGCUCAAGACUUGUGGCUCGAUGCCCAGCUGGCUUACCUUCGACUCGGCCUCGCGCAUUCUUUACUGCUCCGAUGAGUCUGGUGAUGCGUCCACCAAUGGAUCUCUGACCACUCUGGCGGCCGACCAGGACGGCACCCUUACGGAGAUAGCCACUGCUGCGGCACCGGGGGGCGGGGUGAACAGUAUCUUCUAUAACGGUGAUGACGGUGCUCAAUAUCUAGCCAUCGCUCACUAUGGUGGCUCCGCGAUGUCCACAUUCCGUCUCCCUUUGAAUGAUGGGGAUGAGAACCUCCAGGUUUUCCGCUACACCCUCUCAGAAACCAAACAGAACCCGCAGCAGAAUGCGCCUCAUCCUCACCAAGUUCUCUUGGACCCGACUGGAUCCUUUAUACUCGUGCCGGAUUUGGGAGCGGAUCUCGUCCGUGUGUACGCCAUCGACAAGUCUACUGGUGAGUUGGACGGGGCCUGCCCUGAUUUGACUUAUCCAGAGGGCAGUGGACCCCGACAUGGCCUGUUCUGGCAGACAGAGCACUCUACACUCACCCGACAACUAAAGACCCGGCAGCAAGCCAGUCAGAUCUUGUAUAUCGUCGAUGAGCUGGACGGACACUUCAAAGGGUUUACGGUCUCCUACACAUCCGACGGCUGUCUCAGCUUUGACGAGUUUCAGUCGUUCGAGCCAUACACCGACGGCCAGCUACCGGACGGGGCUACGCCAUCGGAAAUCCGCCAAGCGGGCAACUCGUUGUAUGUGUCGAUCCGGAGCGAUCAAGGCUUCGCCCCCAACGACUCAAUGGCGAAGCUGGACCAUUCCUCAAAUAACACGGUCACCUUGAACGAGCUCACCUCAUCCUACGGCAAGGUGCCCCGGACGUUUGUGAUCAACAAGGCGGGAGAUUUGGUUGCGAUUGGCGAUCAAUCGUCGUCGAAUGUUGCGAUUGUAACGCGGGACCCGCAGACUGGAAAGCUGGGGGAUGAGGUGGCGAAUGUGCAGAUCGGCGAACCAGGAGUGGUUGGAACAUCGACGGGGUUGAGCAGUGUGGUAUGGGAUGAGUAG